AUGCAACGGCACCUGUAUGAGUUCCUGGGCAAGUUGGAUUGGCCCCUGGCCGAUCGACCUGUGUCCCCGAUGGCGAUGUUCGUUGAGGACAUGGCCAACCCUGGGGCGUCGAUGCUGCGGGACCAUCCGAAGAGCUCCACUUUGCCGAGUGAGCUGAUCUCAUGCAUCGCACAGAAGGUGCACCUGCCGGAGGAGGAGGUGAGAGCGCGCUAUGACCAGCGCGAGAACGUCGUGCUGUGGGUGACGAGGGCAAACUACGAGCCUCUGGAGCGCAGGCGACGCUGGGAUGCGCUGCCCAGCGAGGAGCAACAGCAUUAUGAAGACAUGCACCUGGGGCUCAAGAGGCAGGCCCUCAAUGCGAUUGCUGAGGCUGAGGCACAUCAAAUGGGCUGGAAGGAACAUUCGGUGCUUGCAACAGUUGAUGCAGUGGGAGACGAGACUGACCGAUUUGACAUCCUCUCCAAGCUACCACAAGGAGUGAUGUUGUCUGUUUUAUCUCAGCUAGAAAUGUGA
Messenger RNA from Ostreobium quekettii, 513 nucleotides. The record is from the annotation of a GenBank genome assembly. Lineage: Eukaryota; Viridiplantae; Chlorophyta; Ulvophyceae; Bryopsidales; Ostreobiaceae.